Molecule: messenger RNA, 1377 nt
Organism: Phragmites australis (common reed)
Lineage: Eukaryota; Viridiplantae; Streptophyta; Magnoliopsida; Poales; Poaceae
Product: basic leucine zipper 6-like
Exons: 4
Coding region: 357-1148 (263 amino acids)
Biological process (GO): positive regulation of DNA-templated transcription
Cellular component (GO): nucleus
Molecular function (GO): DNA binding; DNA-binding transcription factor activity
Source: RefSeq, a predicted model, not a curated record
AACUGCCUCGGCGUCUUCCCUUUUCAGCUUUCGCUACCACUGGAAACCGUCGAUCCCCACCACCAACCUCCCGCGCGCAUUCCCCACUUGAUCCCUCCCGAGCUGGCUCAGGCUGUCCUCAUGUGCCAAAAGUCUCGUCCCAUGUGACCCUCCAAUUCCAAUUCCCAUCCAUCUCCAUCUCCAUCUCCAUUUUCUCCCCUGCACAAGCUACCCAGCACGGUGUCACUGCCACUAUAAAACAAAACUGAAAGCGCCGGCGCCCGGGCAAGAGCACGCGCACGCACUAGCUCAGAGAGCUAGCGAGAAGAGCUAGCUGCCGUGCACAUUGCGCCUCGUGGAUCGGCUGGCCGUGUCGCAUGGCGCAGCUGCCUCCCAGGAUCCCGGCCGCGGUGCACCACUGGCCGGAGGGUGGCCAUCACGGCGCGCCGGCGUGGGCGGAUGACUUCGCCGAGUUCGCGGCGUCGCGGCGGGGAGCGCAUCGGAGGUCGCUGAGCGACUCGGUCGCGUUCGUCGAGGUGGCGCCGGCGGACGGCGGGGCCGGGGAGUUCGACAGGCUCGACGACGACCAGCUCAUGUCCAUGUUCCCCGACGAGGCCGGAGGGUCGGCGUCCGCGCCGGGGUCCGAGAACGGGGGCAGCAACGACAGCGACGGCGACAAGCGCGGCGCCACCGGCAAUGGCUGCCAUGAUGGGCAGAACGAGGGCGCGGGGUCACAGGCGCCGGCGACGGGACAGCCCGCCGCCGCCGCCUCGGAGACGGAGCUGAUCCGAGACCCCAAGAGGGUCAAGAGGAUCCUGGCUAAUCGGCAGUCGGCUCAGAGGUCGCGGGUGAGGAAGCUGCAGUACAUCUCCGAGCUCGAGCGCAGCGUCACGACCCUGCAGAAUGAAGUAUCCGUACUGUCUCCCCGGGUGGCAUUUCUGGAUCAGCAGCGGACGAUACUGACGGUCGGCAAUAGCCACCUCAAGCAACGAAUCGCAGCUCUUGCACAGGACAAGAUUUUCAAGGAUGCUCAUCAAGAGGCGUUGAGGAAGGAGAUCGAGAGGCUGCGGCAGGUGUAUGAGCAGCAGAACCUCAAGAUGUCAGCUGGUGCUCCCGCUUCCGACCAUGGGCCGCCUCCGCUGCGUGCAGAGAAAGAGCUCAUGAGCUAGCCUCUGAUCCAUGCCUGUCCGCUGUGCAGUCUGCCUUAUCAUUAACCUGCAGGGAACAUUGCAUCAUGUUUUUUUUUCAGAUUUUGUGGAUGUUUUCUUUUUCUUUUUUCUCUUUUUCUUAUUCUUCCAUUGACAUGUGCAUUCUUUGUAUGUUAACUCGGAUUUGGUUUACUGUGCAAAUUGUGAACCGUCAUAUAAAUCAUUUUUCAAGCAUUACAUCUUCUAUGGA